This is a messenger RNA of Sclerotinia trifoliorum, 1285 nucleotides long. The record is from the annotation of a GenBank genome assembly. Lineage: Eukaryota; Fungi; Ascomycota; Leotiomycetes; Helotiales; Sclerotiniaceae.
ACGAAUUCUUUGAUCAAAACAAUUCAAGAAGAACGAAUAAGAAGGAAUUUAUCUUUUCGAUAACCUUCUCGACAAACAACAAUGCUAACAUAGGGUUACUCGUCAAUUCAAUUGAAAUAAUACUAAUCAUAAGAACCAAGUAACAUUAGCUUAUUAUCCGCAUAAAAAGUGAGUAGUUUGACCCAAAGCCUUGUUGACAUUGGUAUUUGAGAUCUACAGCUAGCUAACAGUACGGUAUGAACAGAAGCUCAGUAGCCUUUCAACAAGACUUUCCAACUUGUAAGAUCCUCAAGAUGUCUACAAUGAUACGCACUCCUAGUACGCCAACAGCUCAACGAUCAUCACCAGCAUCAGCAGCGUCGACUGGAACUUGGAAACACCCAAAAUUUGAUGAAAUUGCAAGACGACAGAAUGCGGCCACUUUUACAGACCAGAAUAUGAGACGGCUCUUAUGGAAUGGUGUAGGAUUCAUUGUGAUAUGGUAUCUUGGCCGAACACUUUGGAGGACGUAAGUAUAUAAAAUCCAUGAUCCGAUGAUAUGUGCUAAUUGUGACACAGAUUUCCUAGUUAUUUCUUUGACGAAGGAUUAUUCCCAACGAUUGCGUCAUGGAGCUUUCGACUGAUGGAGUUUUGCCUUAUUUUUAACGUCGUUGUCGCACUUCGCCCAUUCUAUAGAAAACGAGACGACAUGGAAGAUAUUCCUUUGACACCUGCGCAACGGAAAUUGCUUGGAUUGAAACCUAGUUCCAGACCAGCUACUCCAGGCUCGGAAUAUGUAACUCCACCAAGAUAUAGGAGGACGUCAACACCCUUGAGCAGCUCACCUGCAAAUCGAAGAGGAAGCCCGGCUUCUGGAAGUCCUUCCGGAAAACGAUCUCAGAGCCCGCACGUCCAAGAUGGUCUGGAGAGCUUGGUAAAUCCACUUGGACCAAUGUACUCCCCAGGUGCAAGCCCUUUACUGCAAAAGACUCUGAGGAGUGGAAGUGGCAACCGGAGGUCUUCGUAUGGUUCGUCAAAUCCUCUUGGUCGAUCGAUAGGUGAGCCUGGAACACCAGGCACGCCAAGCCCAUUGGGUGUUGGGAAGACAUCAAGUGUAGGACUAAAUAAUAAAUGGCUCUAUGAGAAGGGAAGGAGAAGUUCGGGGAAUGCCCGAUUGUAUACGUAGACUUUAGACAUAGUGGAAUUCGGAUAUAGAUACCAUUCUAACCCGCGUUAGUUUUAUUUAUACCUGCAAUUUCAAUGAUUGAAUUGCCCCAGACUGCUAUGUAAUUGAGAUUGUGGUUUG